GAAAGCAAUCAACUCAGGCUUGUGUUUGAGCAUAUUGCAAACAUAGAGAGAAAAACAAAGAAACAAAAGAGAAAAAAAAAAAACAGAGAAAGAGAUCGAAGAAAGAAACCCUACCUCAUCACCGCCCUUCUCGAUCUCCGAUCUCCGCCCUCGGAUCCCGAUCGCACGGCUACGAUGCGCAAGGCGAGGGCCGUAGCGGCGGCGGCGGCGGCAGCAGCAGCAGCAACGGCGGCGGCGGAGGUGAGAUCGGAGCUGAAGGAGACGAGGUACAGAGGCGUGAGGAAGCGACCAUGGGGCCGUUUCGCGGCGGAGAUCCGAGACCCAUGGAAGAAGACAAGGGUUUGGCUCGGCACCUUCGACUCCGCCGAGGACGCUGCCCGUGCCUACGACGCCGCCGCCCGCGCUCUCCGCGGCCCUAAAGCUCGCACCAACUUCCCUUCUCCUCCUUCCCCCGUCGCCGCCCCUCCUCCUCCUCCCUUCCCUCACCCCCAGUUCACCUCUCCCCCUCCACCGCCUCGCCCAACCUCCAGCUCCCUCAGCAGCACCGUUGAGUCCUUCAGCGGUCCUCGUCGCUCCACCCCUCUUCUCCGGCCACCGUCCUCUCUUCACCCUCGCGCUCCCCCUACUGAUGCCGCCGCUGAUGACUGUCACAGCGACUGCGGCUCCUCCUCCUCCGUCAUCGACGAUGGUGACGCCGCUGCCUCGUCUUCUCUCCGCCAACCUCUUCCGUUCCGCUUCGAUCUCAACCUUCUCCCUCCGCCGGACGACGAUCUCCAGGCCACCGUUCUCCGCCUCUGAGCUCGAUCCAGAUCUGGUUUUCCUUCUCGAUCUUGGGU
Messenger RNA from Dioscorea cayenensis subsp. rotundata (Guinea yam), 836 nucleotides. Its product is annotated as ethylene-responsive transcription factor 3-like. Gene Ontology annotation, biological process: regulation of DNA-templated transcription. The record is from RefSeq and is a predicted model, not a curated record. Gene Ontology annotation, molecular function: DNA-binding transcription factor activity; DNA binding. NCBI's taxonomy places the organism in Eukaryota, Viridiplantae, Streptophyta, Magnoliopsida, Dioscoreales, Dioscoreaceae. The transcript has a single exon. Bases 175 to 798 code for a protein of 207 amino acids.